AGUCCGACCUGUCUGUCUCUGACAGACGUGGUGUCAUUAGAGCAUCCAUGGUUGGUCACGCACAAGCGAUUCCCCAUAGUGAAACACCUCACUCUGUUAUUAAAGAACCGAGGUUACGUUAAGUAACCCAAAGUUUUAGAGCAUCGAGAAGCAAACAAAGUUUACUCUGCUGCUGAAUCCACCAGUUUAAGAUGAACGUGUGUGUGAGCUGAAUCAGCAGAAUGGGUCAGAGGACCAAAGGGAGACCAGCCUCUAUUGCUCCUACAUCGCAGCCUGGACCUGAACCUGAGCUGGGACCUGAGUCCAGCUGUGUGUCCUGGAGGAGUGACUGGUCAAAUGGCCACAUCAUUAAUUUCAAAGAACCACAGCGCUCUGCUGCAGAGAGCACUGAAAGGAAAUCAGAAUAUACUGGACUUGAACAUGAUCCAGGACCUGAGUCCAGCUGUGUGUCCUUGAAGAGUGACUGGUCAAAUGAGCGCUUCAUUAAUUUCAAAGGACCACAGUCCUCUGCUGCAAAGAGGACCAAAAGGAAAUCAGAAUCUUCUGGACCUGAUCCUGAGCCAGGACCCGAGUCCAGCUGUGUGUCCUUGAAGAGUGACCGGUCAAAUGACCACAUCAUUAAUUUCAAAGAACCACAGCCCUCUGCUGCAAAGAGGCCCAAAAAGAGACCAGCCACUACUGGACCUGAGUCCAGCUGUGCUUCCUUGGAGAGUGACCGGUCAAAUGGCCGCUUCAUUAAUUUCAAAGGACCACAGCCCUCUGCUGCAAAGAGGGUUGUCCUGGAGAGCUCAAAGACAACUGGUGGUCAGUCUGCCCAGCAGGAUCAAACAGACAUGGAGUCUGUAUUUAUGGUGCUUGAAGACAACAUUAUCACUUUUGUGAGGAAGGAGCUAAAGAAGAUCUGGAAGGUUCUGAUUUCAGAUUACCAUGAAGACUCAGAGAGCGAUGAGGGAAGGUGGGAUGCUGAAGAUGAAUACCAAAGGAACUGUGAAAAGGCAUUUCUUCAGAUCACAGUGGACUUCCUGAAGAGAAUGAAGCAGGAGGAGAUGGCUCACUGUCUGCAGAGCAGAAGUCCUGCUGGAAUUUGUCAGCGUGAUCUGAAAUCUAACUUGAAAACAAAGUACCAGUGUGUGUUUGAGGGGAUCGCUAAAGCAGGAAACCCAACCCUUCUGAACCAGAUCUACACAGAGCUCUACAUCACAGAGGGAGGGACUGGAGAGGUCAAUGAUGAACAUGAGGUCAGACAGAUUGAAGCAGCAUCCAGGACACCACACAGACCAGAGACCACCAUCAGACAAGAAGACAUCUUUAAAGGCUCACCUGGAAGAGAUCAACCAAUCAGAACAGUGCUGACAAAGGGAGUGGCUGGCAUCGGGAAAACAGUCUUAACACAGAAGUUCACUCUGGACUGGGCUGAAGACAAAGACCACCAGGACAUCCAGUUCACAUUCCCCUUCACUUUCAGAGAGCUGAAUGUAGUGAGAGAGAGAAAGUUCAGCUUGGUGGAACUUGUUCAUCACUUCUUUACUCAGACCAGAGAAGCAGGACUCUGCAGGUUUGAAGAGUUCCAGGUUGUGUUCAUCUUUGACGGUCUGGAUGAGUGUCGACUUCCUCUGGACUUCCACAACAAUCAGAUCCUGACUGAUGUUACAAAGACCACCUCAGUGGAUGUGCUGCUGACAAACCUCAUCAGGGGGAACCUGCUCCCCUCUGCUCGCCUCUGGAUCACCACACGACCUGCGGCAGCCAAUCAGAUCCCUCCAUGGUGUGUUGACAUGGUGACAGAGGUCAGAGGGUUCACUGACCCUCAGAAGGAGGAGUACUUCAGGAAGAGGUUCAGAGACCAGGAGCAGGCCAGCAGAAUCAUCUCCCACACCAAGACAUCCCGAAGCCUCCACAUCAUGUGCCACAUCCCGGUCUUCUGCUGGAUCACUGCUACAGUUCUGGAGGAUGUGCUGAAGACAAGAGAGGGAGGAGGGCUGCCCAGGACCCUGACUGAGAUGUACAUCCACUUCCUGGUGGUCCAGUCCAAACUGAAGAGCAUCAAGUACAAUGGAGGAGCUGAGACUGAUCCACUCUGGAGUACAGAGAGCAAAAAGAUGAUCCAGUCUCUGGGAAAACUGGCUUUUGAUCAGCUGCAUAGAGGAAACCUGAUCUUCUAUGAGUCCGACCUGACAGAGUGUGGCAUCAACAUCAAGGAAGCCUCAGUGUACUCAGGAGUGUUCACACAGAUCUUCAGAGAGGAGAGAGGACUGUACCAGGACAAGGUGUUCUGCUUCAUCCACCUGAGCGUUCAGGAGUUUCUGGCUGCUCUUCAUGUCCAUCUGACCUUCACCAACUCUGGUUCUGAGCUCAUGUUUGAGAAUUCUCCACGGAUGUACCUUGUCAAUUCAGUGGUUAAGUACUUCCAGGGUGCUGUGGACCAGGCCUUAGAGAGUCCAAACGGACACCUGGACUUGUUCCUGCGCUUCCUCUUUGGUCUUUCACUGCACUCCAAUCAAACUCUCCUGAGAGGUCUGCUGAAACAGACAUUUAGUAGCACAGUAGCUAAUCUGACAAUGGUGGAUAACAUCAAGAAGAAGAUCAAUGAGGAUCUGUCUGCAGAGAAAUGCAUUAACCUGUUCCACUGUCUGAAUGAACUGAAUGAUUGUUCUCUAGUGGGGGAGAUCCAACAGUCCCUGAGAUCAGGACGUCUCUCCACAGGUUAUCUGUCUCCUGCUCAGUGGUCAGCUCUGGUCUUCAUCUUACUGACAUCAGAGCAAGAUCUGGACGUGUUUGACCUGAAGAAAUACUCUGCUUCAGAGGAGGCUCUUCUGAGGCUGCUGCCAGUGAUCAAAGCCUCCAACAAAGCUCUGCUGAGUGGAUGUGACCUGUCAGAGAGAAGCUGUGAAGCUCUGUCCUCAGUCCUCAGCUCACAGUCCUCCAGUCUGAGAGAGCUUGACCUGAGUAACAAUGAACUGCAGGAUUCAGGAGUAGAUCUGCUAUGUGCUGGGCUACAGAGUCCAAACUGCAAAGUUGAAAGCCUCAGACUAAGUGGAUGUGCCCUCUCUGGAAGAAGCUGUGAAGCUCUGUCCUCAGUCCUCAGCUCACAGUCCUCCAGUCUGAGAGAGCUGGACCUGAGUAACAACGACCUGCAGGAUUCAGGAGUGGAGAAGCUGUCUGCUGGGCUACAGAGUCCAAACUGUAAAGUUGAAACUAUCAGACUAAGUGGAUGGGCCCUCUCUGGAAGAAGCUGUGAAGCUCUGUCCUCAGUCCUCAGCUCUCAGUCCUCCAGUCUGAGAGAGCUGGACCUGAGUAACAACGACCUGCAGGAUUCAGGAGUGGAGAAGCUGUCUGCUGGGCUACAGAGUCCAAACUGUAAAGUUGAAACUAUCAGGCUUUCAGGCUGUAUCCUCACAGAGCAUGGCUGUGCUUAUCUGGCCUCUGCUCUGAGAUCCAACCCUUCCCAUCUGAGAGAGCUGGACCUGAGUUACAAUCAGCCAGGAACCUCAGGUGUGACCCUGCUGUCUGCUCCUGACUUCAGACUGAAAACUCUCAGGUUGGAGCCUGCUGGAGCUGAGUGGUUGAGACCAGGUCUGAAAAAGUAUUAUCGUGACCUUACAGUUGACACAAACACAGUGCACAGAAACCUCAGACUGUCUAACAACAACAGGAUGGUGAAACGUGUGGAGGAGGAUCAGGCAUAUCCUGAUCAUCCUGAGAGGUUCGACCACCGCUGUUGGGCUCAGCUGCUGUGUAGAGAAGGUCUGACUGGUCGCUGUUACUGGGAGGUCGAGUGGAGUGGAUAUGUUUAUAUAUCAGUGAGUUAUGGAGGAAUCAGAAGGAGAGGAGACAGAGAGGACUGUGUUUUUGGACAGAAUGAUCAGUCUUGGUGUCUGGUGUGUUUUGAAGAGCAAGGUUACUCUGUCUUGCACAACAACAUAGAAACAUUCCUGUCCCCCUCCUCCUCUGUUGGUCCCCUCAGUACCAGAGUAGCAGUGUAUGUGGACUGUCCUGCUGGCACUCUGUCCUUCUACAGAGUCUCCUCUGACUCUCUGAUCCACCUCCACACCUUCACCUCCACCUUCACUGAACCUCUGUAUCCUGGGUUUAGGCUCUGGGGUUCUGACUCUUCUAUGUCUCUGUGUUAGGAGGAAGAGUCUCUGACAGAGAAACCCCCUCACUCUUCUCAUUCUUCAACAGAUCAGUUGAGUGAGUGUAGGAUCACAGUCAUACAAAGUACUAAAGGGUACUGCCAAAAACCAUCAGAUAGCUUCCACUGCUGAGCAGAAGAUAUGUGGCUUUAUCUGAGCACCGAGUCAUUCCCUCAGCUCUCUGUGUCCAUGUAUACUUAUUACCUGGAUUCCAUGUACAGAUACAAAACAGCUGAACCAAAGAUGAUUUUAAUGAUGUAAGAACACUUUAUUCAUACCAAAGAGGCUCCACAGUUUUAAAGGUUGGUAGUGCUUCAGUGUUAGCGGUAUUCUUAUCAGCCAACCUACAGAUGAGUUAACACUAAAAUAAUAUUAAAAUGAUUCACAGUAUUUUAUUACAUUUAAAAAAUAGUUAUAUGUAUAUAUUACUGGAUGUGUGAAUACAUAAUGGGUCCUUGUACAAUUUGGUACUGCUUACUAAGUCUGGGCUACAAUUGUACAAUUACAGACGGCUAAAUGAGAAAUACGAUAUGUACUUUCAUUGUUUGUACGGACCUGGAUAUUCAUAAUAAUAAUAAAAAAAGAAUUUCAAAAAUGAUUCACAGUAAGUUAAAACGAUAGCGUUUUUCUGUUAGCAUUCUUAACAGAUGCAGAAAAUAACAGCAGCACCUGCACAAGGUGUAUUUUCUUCUCACUCAACCAAUCCUGUAACUCUGCCAAAGCCCACACCGUGCUGCAGUUUGUGGUCUCUUCAUGAACUUAACUCCUCUUUAGGACUGUCAAUGAAUAUUCUAAAUUUGAAUAUAUAUUCGAAUAUUAAAAAAAACGGAGAUUCGAUUGUGAAAAUGAAUAUUCGAUUGUGGGAAAAAACACAUCGGCGGCUGCUUUGCGAGUGGGCGCACUGCAUGACGGGUCAGGGACAGGUCACAGGAGUCACACAUGCACAGCGUGAAGCAGACGGCAGAGAGAAAUCUUUCCGUCCCCAGAUCCUCAGUGCGCUCUGAACGCAUCUUAUCCUCCGCUGGGAACAUAGUGAAUAAAAAGAGAUCUGGCCUCUUCACAUGUGGACUGUCUUCUUCACAUGUGGACUGUCUUGUGUUUUUGACAAAUAACCUGUCAGGCCUAAGACCCUACAUUCACAGUGGACUAAAAGAGCCCGACCAUCAGUGACACUGGGAUAAAAUGCAGUUUUCCUCAUUUUUUUAUACAAGCACCAAGAAUGUAAGUGGACUACUUUUUCAUUUUUAACUUUAACUUCAAUUAAUGUUAAUAAUAUUUGCUUCAAUCACUGAAUGAAGCCUGCCUAUAUUAGGGACAAGAGUCAGGACCUUUAAUUGCUCGCACAAGUCUUGUUCAGCACCAUAGACUGUUCUGCACUCACUCAGCGCAUUGCGCACAGAGAGGGGAGGGGGGCGAGUGAGAGGUCUCCGGUCUUCAAAGUGUUACGGUUUAGACCAUUAGGUCAUUUACUUGUUUGGUAAUGUGUAGGUAUUUUUUAGCCAUGUUAUACCUUAAAUAAAAAUAAUAAUAAUAAUGCGCACAUAUAGAUAUUCGAAUGGUUCGAACCUAUGGGUUUUUUUUUUUAGAGUGAAUAUUCAAAUGUCAUUUUGGAGCAAUUUUGACAGCCCUACUCCUCUUUGACUUAGCUCCUUGUGCACUUUAACCUCUCUUGCUAGCUUUUGUUCUGUUGUAACUCUGUUGGUCUCCUUGUGUACAUGUGUGAUCAGGUUGUCCCUAGCAUUGCCUUUGCUACUCAGCAUUAAUAACCAUUGUCAAGGGGUUUUGACCAAGACUGUCACCGUCCAAUUGUUUCAACCAUGGUAGAAAAAGUUGAGAAAAGUCUGUCUCAGAAAUGUUUCUUUAAGAUCUGAGAUCAAACUUUUGAUUUCACUUCAUCUGCUGUGAGUCCUUUUCUGGUCACAGCGUUUCUGAUGAAGGAGAUCUUUGAACGAGUGAUAUCAGCCUGAAUAUUUGUUUAUACUCACUACUGAGGAUAUAAAAUAUCAUUUAAAUAAACCAGCUUGUUUGUGUUCCAGCAGCUUUACCUCGGUUUCAGAUCAACAAAUGAAUUGUACAUUCCUGAUAUAUCCUCUUCCUCUCACGAGUCUGUGUGAUUUCUGUUUGGCCCUGCAAUGUCAUGCCCUUAUAUGGGCAUUUAAAGGGCAUGUAUCUCUGCUAAUUAGGAAGAUGGACCACAAGUGUCAAACUUAGGAGAACAUGGCAUUCACCACCAAUUUAAGAAGUCAGGUGAGAACAAUGCUGCUGUUUGAGAACACGUCAUGAAUCAGACUAUGAAAGAACAUAUAUGGAAUUUUUAUUUGGUUUAAUAUUCGUAACGAAUUAUUCAAGAUAAAGUUUCUUUUAACUGAUUUGUCAGGUAAGGCAGAACCAGAAAACAAAAGAGUGGCAAGUGAAGAAUUACCAGCCGCAGAAGCUUCCAACUGUAGCCACAGUGGGUUCUUUUCAAGUUCUCCUAAUCUGCAUUUCUAGUAUGGAAGAGCCCUGGAGUUAGCUGCCCAGUAGUAAUGUUUGAAAUUUGGCAGGCCGAGAUCCCCCUUUUUAAGAGGUUUGUGAAGGUGAGCCUUAGAUAUUCUAGGUGAUUUAUAACCCCAUAUAAAUGGCGUUAUAAUAGAAUCAAGAUGUUUUAAAAAAGAUGCGUUCAGGUAUAUUUGCAGGUUUUGAAAAAGGUUAGGGAUAGACCGGCAUCAGCCUUUUUUAAAAAUCUGACGGCCGAUAAGAGAUCAAUUAAAAACUGGGUUAUUUUGGCUCAAAAUCCCCUAAAUCACGUGGCAGUAAUGACACCAUCUGCAGAAACCGUAGCCUAGCUUGUGUUCCAUUUCUCCUGCAGUUUCUCAUUACAGGAGACGAGCUGAGCGGUAUCCGUUGUGGCCUCUACAAUUACUAGAGGUUUAAAACUCAUACAACCUCACUUUAAGAACACUGAAAUACCCCCAUAAAACAAAGAUAAGUGAAAGAUUAACAUUUCAGUUAUAUUGACAUUUUGGAAAACUGUAUUUUCACUUAACUUUAUAAGACAUGUUGCUGAGCCUGGGAGCUCCCUGCACUUUGUGUUAGAAUUUUAAAACAAAGAUAUCUAUUGUCUAAGAUAAAAAAAAAAACUUUAACAUGUUGCAAAACUGAUUUAAACAAAGUUAAGUGUUGGAGUUUGUAUUAUUCAAACUUUUGACGCAAAUAUUUCCCCUUUUACUGCAAAUGAAUAUCGGCUCCAAAUAUCAUUAAUCGGCCUCCUUGACUACUAAUGAUCAGUAUCAGCCCUUAAAAAAACACAUCAGUCUAUCUCUAAAAAAUCUAGGUAGGAUCACCAUUUGUAUUGCAUUUACCUGCCCAAUCAGAGAUAAGGUAUCCUCCAUGACUCAAUGUUUGCUCUGAGUUAAGCUAUUGACUCUAUGAAAUUCAAGUUAUAAAGGUGUUGUGGGUUCCUGGUUAGCCUCAGGCCCAGAUAGGUAAAACAUUCUUUAACUAUUGUUACUAAAUGUAUCCGUUAAAGGCAUAAAUUUGCUCUUCUUCCAGUUUAUAGUAUAACCUGUAAUGUUCCAGAGUGAGUUUAUAUAGUCUAGUAGGAUGGGAAUAGAGACUGUGGGGUAAUCCUGGAAUGCUUUCUAAUGAACAUGAGCCUUGUCAAGAGUUCAUUUGUAGAAUGACUUGCCUUCUUAAUGUGUUUGAGACCAUCAGUUGUGUUGUUCAGAGGUAGGGUUAGUACACAAUGGAUAGCCCUAUUUGACUACUGUUGUAAUCCAGAUUAUGGCAAAACCAGAUUAUUUAAUAUUUUUGAUGUCUUCAGUAUUAAUCUACAAAAUUGAAAAUAAUUAAAAUAAAUAAAAAACAUUGAAUGAGAAGGUGUGAACAAACUUUUGACUGGUAGUGUACAUUAAAGAAAAAUCUUAAGAUGUUGGUGAAUGAGGCUCAAUAUUUACAACCACAGAAUUAUUUUGAACAUGAAAGCUUUUUUGAUGACCAUUUAACAUAUUUACAUGUCAGUUAUUUUUAAGCACCAUUUCAUUUAUAUCAUGGCUAAAAUGAUUAUAUAAGUGAGCAUCAAUCACUGAAACGUUCAUUGCUCAGACUGGAUUUGAUUAGAAGUUGUGGGUCUUCGAGUCCGGCCCUCAUUAUGGUCCGACACUGAAAUCUGAUGUCCAUGGGUCUUUUGUUAAAUGUUAAUGAACUGUGCUGUUAUCCAGAGGUGUUUCUGUCUCUGUGGUCAAGUACCAGAGAAUGUGCAGUCUUCUUUGUUGUCUUCUGUGGAGGAUGUUUAAAACAUCUCUAACAAUGUGUCUGAACCUUCUUGUAAACAUCACCAGCCCGUUAUACCAUAUCAUAUCAUAUCAUAUCAUAUAUCAUAUCAUAUCAUAUCAUAUCAUAUCAUAUCAUAUCAUAUAUCAUAUCAUAUUAUAUAUUGAUGUCUUUACUGUAAUGGUUGGAAACUGGUUGGUGUUAGGCCUCUGGAGUAUCAACCUGAUAUCACCCUGUUUUGAACCCAACGUCCACUUUAAAAACAUGGUGGGCAAUGUUGAGAAUUUUUCAUAGUGUCAUAUAUGUAUGUAGGAAUGUUUAACACUUAUCCCUUUCCACUCUAAGUGUCAGGGGCCGAGUAACUUCAUCUAUGUCAUCAGACGCCACUGGGUGAUGGCGAGACAGGGUCACUGUGGUAAUCAAGGUCUUCCUCCCUGCUCCUGUCUUCAUCUGUAUGUUGGGACAGAGUUAGUGUCUCCAGACUAGAGCACAGCUCUUCUCCCCAAUUGUUGUUAAUUCUUGUCCAAAUAUGGGUAUCUAACUUUAGUGUUGUCUUUGGGAAUAAAUACCACGCCCGAGGAAUUGUCUGAAAGAAUUGACUUGGCAUUGAGCUGCACUCUCCUGCCUGUGUACUGUUAUGUUAUUUCUCCUUGAUCAAGUUUUACAUAAACUAUUUCAGUCUCCUGAG
Messenger RNA from Notolabrus celidotus (New Zealand spotty), 9072 nucleotides. Its product is annotated as NACHT, LRR and PYD domains-containing protein 3-like. The record is from RefSeq and is a predicted model, not a curated record. Gene Ontology annotation, molecular function: protein binding. Bases 222 to 4130 code for a protein of 1302 amino acids. The transcript is spliced from 15 exons. Lineage: Eukaryota; Metazoa; Chordata; Actinopteri; Labriformes; Labridae.